CUCCUCUGUCACGCUCGGUCGAAACCGACGCCGAACGGAGAGAGCAAAAGGCUGAGAGUCGAAGCUCGAGCGACGGCUUCAAUGGCCGCCAACUUUCCCGUCCAGAAGAACACUCUCUACGUCGGUGGACUGGCGGAGGAGGUGAACGAGGCGAUCCUGCACGCCGCCUUCAUCCCGUUCGGCGACAUCAAGGACGUGAAGACGCCGCUCGACCAGGCGACGCAGAAGCACCGGUCCUUCGGCUUCGUCACCUUCCUCGAGAGGGAGGACGCCGCCGCCGCCAUGGACAACAUGGACGGCGCCGAGCUCUACGGCCGCGUCCUCACCGUCAAUUACGCCCUCCCCGAGAAGAUCAAGGGCGGUGAACAGGGAUGGGCCGCUCAGCCUAUUUGGGCGGAUGCUGACACAUGGUUUGAGCGUCAGCAACAAGAGGAGGAAAUGCAGCGUAUGCAGGCAGAGAACAAGGCAGCUAUGCAGGCUGCAGAGGAGUUGCAUAGGAAGAAAAUGGCACAAGAGCGUGAAGGGGAAAAGGAAGAUGAUGCAGAGAAGGAUGACCCGAUGGCUAUGGCAGAAGAAGCAGAGGCUUUGAAACAGCAGAGCUGAAGUCGCUGGUGUUAAAGUGAGUUUGGAUUUACGGAUAUGGUAACAUCACAUUUUAGCAUUUGGCAUUGUAACAUAGCUGAUCAAUUUUGCCAAUGGGUUACCUAACCUGAGCAUUGGAUUUUGUAACUACUGGUCCUUAGGUUGUCAUUUAUAUUGACUGCACCGGGUAUACUACGGGCUAAAAGGCUUAUGGAUAAUUAUGCAUAUUGUUGGAGAUAAGAGAGGAAGCAGUUGUUCUCUAAAUUAAAAGAUUUCCAUGAUGCAAAGACAUAGUCUGUAUCGGUGCCUAUUAUGGGAGUCCCUUUUCGAUGA
Eucalyptus grandis is the source of this 915-nucleotide messenger RNA. Its product is annotated as peptidyl-prolyl cis-trans isomerase E. The coding region runs from base 82 to 603 and encodes 173 amino acids. The transcript has 3 exons. Lineage: Eukaryota; Viridiplantae; Streptophyta; Magnoliopsida; Myrtales; Myrtaceae. Gene Ontology annotation, molecular function: RNA binding. The record is from RefSeq and is a predicted model, not a curated record.